Elaeis guineensis (African oil palm) is the source of this 3199-nucleotide messenger RNA. The record is from RefSeq and is a predicted model, not a curated record. Lineage: Eukaryota; Viridiplantae; Streptophyta; Magnoliopsida; Arecales; Arecaceae.
UUUCAACAUCCAUAUGGAGAUGCAGACAAAGAACAGAAACGAUUAGGUUGGGUGGGACAUUAUCUUCGAAUUGACAAGCAAACUACUCCCAACAUAGAAAUGGAAAGAUACAAGAAGGGUUCCCCUCGCGAUAGCAGGAGCAUCACCAACCUCUCUCAUACAAGGGAAAGAAAAAGAAAGAAAAGAUGGCAUUAAGCUCCACAAAUCUCGCUCUAUAUUGCCUUCUGUGCCUGGCAAUCUCAUUAGCCUCUUCUCAUCCAGCCUAUGAGAGCUUCCUCCACUGCCUUUCCCUUCACAGCUCACCUUCCACCAACUUCUCGCAACUCAUCUACUUUCCCAACACCGAUUCCUACUCCUCUCUCCUCCUAUCAUCCAUCCAAAACCUCAGGUUCGCAUCUCCCACUACUCCAAAGCCCCUCCUCAUUCUCCAGCCUGCGGAUGAGUCCCAGAUCCAAGCUUCGGUCAUCUGUUGCAGGAUCCACAGCCUGCCAAUGAGAGUUCGGAGCGGGGGGCACGACUAUGAAGGCCUGUCCUACCGGUCCGACCAGGACAGCCGCUUCAUCUUGCUUGAUCUCGCAGGCCUUAGAUCGGUAAGUGUCGACACGGAGCAUGGCAUCGCUUGGGUCCAGUCCGGUGCCACUCUAGGCGAACUCUAUUACAGGAUUGCAGAAAAAAGUAGCCACCAUGGCUUCCCUGCAGGCCUCUGCCCCACUGUCUGCGUCGGCGGGCACCUAAGUGGCGGCGGUUGGGGGAACUUGAUAAGGAAAUAUGGUCUCGCAGCUGACAACAUCCUGGACGCUACGUUUGUUGAUGCCAAUGGGAGGCUCUUGGACAGGGAGUCCAUGGGGGAAGAUCUCUUCUGGGCUAUCAGAGGAGGUGGAGGAGAAAGCUUUGGUGUCAUAGUCUCGUGGAAGGUCAGGUUAGUCCCUGUCCCCCCCACUGUCACUGCUUUCACCCUCCGCAGGACCUUGGAGCAGGGAGCAAUAGAGCUUCUGAAUAAAUGGCAAUACGUCGCACACAAGCUCCAUGAGGAUCUAUACCUCAAGGUUCAUAUCCAACCCGAGGAGUGUGGAGAGAAGGGAGUGGUGGCUGUUUUUGAAUCUUUGUUUCUUGGGAGUUGUGCUGAGCUGCUCCAGCAUAUCGGGAAGAGCUUUUCAGAGCUGGGGGUGAAGAGGAAUGACUGCAGGGAGAUGAGUUGGAUUCAAUCGGUCCUCUAUUAUGCUCGGUAUAACAAUGGAGAGCCCAUGGAAAUUUUGCUGGAUAGGAGUCUGCAACCGAAGGAAUUCAGCAAGAGCAAGUCUGACUAUGUGAAGGACCCCAUCCCUUUAAGUGGAUGGGAAGGGAUUUGGAGAAGGUUUUUGGAGCAGGGUGCUGGGUUCAUGGUCAUGGAUCCUCAUGGUGGGAGGAUGAGUGAGAUUCUAGAAUCAGAGAUUCCAUUUCCCCAUAGGCAGGGGAAUUUGUUCAAUAUCCAAUAUCUAGUUCGAUGGAAAGAUAGUGGGGCCUCUGCAUCUGAAAAGCACUUGGCUUGGGUUGGGAGGAUGUAUCGAUAUAUGAGGCCUUAUGUAUCAAAGCAUCCGAGGUCUGCUUAUCUGAAUUAUAGGGACCUGGACUUGGGUAAGAAUGAGGAGGGUAACACAAGCUACUCGACGGCUAAAGUCUGGGGUCGGAAGUACUUCAGGAAUAACUUCAAGAGGUUGGCUAUUGUGAAGGGUGAAGUAGAUCCAGAGGACUUCUUCUGGAGUGAACAGAGCAUCCCACCUCUUAUUGUGAACAAAGAAACGAGGUCAAGAUGGAUUGGAUUCAAGGAGCUAAUUUCUAAACCCCGACCACUGAUCAAACGCUUUCUUCGAUUAGCGACCGAUGUAUUGUUGUGAAAUUGGUACACGGUCUCGUCAUUUAAUCUAGUAAGCUCAAAUUCCAAAACAUCGUAUGCCAAACAAAUACUAACCGCAUCAAUCAACAGUUCUCUAAAAAAACUGAAUUAUGGGUACAUUUAUGGUAUCUUUUUGCUGAAAAAAUUGAUACAUUUUUUCUCGUCUCCGAAAUGUACUAGAGUUUGAAGAUGGACUGAUUUUGCCUCAGUGCGGAUCAGUGUAAUUUAAUGCAUGUUUUGGAUGCAAGCCUUUUGUUCCCGGGAGUCCAGACCAUCAAGUCCGAAACUUCAUGGCCUUCUUUGUACCCAUACAGUGGGGGAGGGGGGGACAAUAUACGCACCGUCGGGGGUGUGCCGGACCCAAGGGUGCUCUAGUGCAACAGUGGUGUGAACAUCGGAGGCUGUGUGCUAUGGAAUAAAUCUCCUGAAUCAAUCGACCAUCUCUUCUCCAGCUGCGACUUCUUCGCUUUGCUCUGGAAGAAGAUUUGUUCUCUGCUUGGAAUGCUGCACUCACGUUCUACUUUUGAAGGGAUUUGUACGGAUUUGAAGAGGCGAAAACUUUCACCACCUCUGCACAGCCUUUAGUCAAGUUGGUAUCGGCUAUGGCUUGGGGCUGGUUGGAGGGAACGACACAGAAGGAUCUUCAUCAACAGAAGUUCUUCUCUGUUUCAAGGAUUGGUCCUUCUUCUGUAAUAUCGAGUUAGUGGAGAAGGUCUUCUUUUGUCAUCGCUUGGCUUCUCUGGAUGUUCUUCUGCUGGGUAUGAAAUGCCACUAUGUGCACCAACAUAGCAGUAAUGCUCCCACUGUGAGCCUUUUGGAUUUUCACUCACUUUGCUAAGAAUAGAUCAGUAUGCUAUCUGGCUUGUACGGAUGAUAUACUCUUUCAAGAAACUUCACGAUGCUCUUGUGCCCAUGUCUGCAUCUAUUCUGGACCUAAUAGAUCUUCUUGUCAACCUUCUUCGGCUGUUUCAUUUUCAAGUUCUGAUUACUACGCUGAUUACAUCCAGUUUUCAAUAGUUUGAGAUGAAGUUUUCAAUGUUUCAGCACGAGUAUAUAUGCAACCUUUGCGGUCUUAUCGUUUAAUUCGAUCCGGUUUAAAGUUUUAUGUAGAAUGGUACUUGGCUGCUUGAUGCUAAGGAUGCUCGUUAAUCUCAGAUAAUUUUGGCUAGAAUUUUCUGUUUUACUCCUCUUCAAUAUAAUCUUUGUUUCUUUAGCCACUCUGUAUCCUUCCUGUACUUCUCUUGAAAUAAAAGACAGAUGGCUGCUGUAGCAGCCUCCUUUAUCAUCAAAAAAAAAAGGAAAAAAAGAAUUCUAUGCUGUUAUGUA